Messenger RNA from Diaporthe citri, 1803 nucleotides. RefSeq lists its product as uncharacterized. The transcript is spliced from 4 exons. The record is from RefSeq and is a predicted model, not a curated record. Bases 1 to 1803 code for a protein of 600 amino acids. Lineage: Eukaryota; Fungi; Ascomycota; Sordariomycetes; Diaporthales; Diaporthaceae. Gene Ontology annotation, molecular function: metal ion binding; ATP binding.
AUGGCUCCUGUGCGUAUCCUGGUGGGAAACAGGGGCGAGAUAGCUGUGAGGAUCCUUUCGUCUGCCCGCGAACUUGGCCUCCACACCAUUGCCGUCUAUACAGAAGAUGAUGACGCGCACGUGGCACACGCCCACGAGGCAGUGCAGCUUCCCUCGGCGUCCUCAUACAUGGACCCGUCGCACCUGGUGGCCGUGUGCAAAGAGCACCACGUGGACGUCGUACACCCCGGAUACGGGUUUUUGUCCGAGUCCCCUGGCUUCUGUCGACAGCUGGGGGACGCCGGCGUCGCCUUCGUGGGCCCUAGUGCCGAACUUCUCAUCAGAACAGGCGACAAGCUGAGUGCGAGGAAGCUGGCGGACGAGUGCGGUGUGCCAGUCCUCCCGGCCCUGACUGAGCCAAUUGAGAAUCCCGAGGCACUGAGGGCGUUCGCGAAUGAUGUAGGCUUCCCAAUCAUGAUCAAGGCACUCGAUGGCGGGGGCGGCAGGGGCAUCCGCCUUGUGCACCGGGUAGAAGAUCUUGACUCAAGCUUCCGCAGAGCCGUGAACGAGAGCCCAAGCAGCAAAGUCUUCGCCGAAAAGGCCGCCGUCGAUGGCUUCCGUCAUAUCGAAGUUCAGAUCAUCGGCGACGGGAAGGGCAAUGUCCGUCACCUUUGGGAGCGCGAGUGCUCGAUACAGCGCCGGUUCCAGAAAGUCGUCGAGAUCGCUCCCUCGACAGUAUCGAACCGUGCGCUGAUCGCUUCCGUCAUCGAGGCUGCUGUGCGCAUGGCAAAAGCCAUCAAGUAUCAGUCGCUUGGUACAUGGGAGUUCCUCGUUUCGCCAAAGAGCUCACAGUUCUAUUUCAUGGAAAUCAAUCCUCGACUUCAAGUUGAGCAUACCGUGACCGAAGCAACAUGUGGUGUCGACUUGGUCCGGUGGCAGCUGCUUCUUGCCCUUGGCAAAAGCUUCCCGGAUAUCGGCCUCGAGACAUCACUCAAGCACGCUGACGCCAAGAACCCACCCCAGUUCUACAUCAAUACAGCUCAGGGUCCCGACUGGGAUGCCACAGUCGCCAAAGCCGAGAGAGCGUUGCAAGAUGUCUUGAUCGACGGUGUGACGACAAACCUUGGCUUGCUCCAGGGCAUUGUGCGGUCUGCAGACUUUCGGAACGGUCAAUUCGAUACACAAUGCCUAGAAAAACACCUGGAAACGCUCGAGACCUCGAGCCGAGGACUUCCGAAUUCCACUGGCAGAUUUGCGUCUGGCUCUGCUGGCCGAAUCAGCCAGCCCUCGGCCCAGUCCCCGAACUCACCAGGCCAACUUGUCAGGAAAGGAGACCAAUUUCAGAUCCGAAUUGAAGGCAGUGACGAUAUGGAGUCUUUCGAAGACCUUGUCUCAAUUACAAGUGUGAUUCGUAAUGACUUUCCUGAAUCACUGGCUGUCAAAUUGUCAACCUGUAGCACCGAUGACCCAGAGCGUUCCUCGGAUAAACAGAAACAAAAGAGCUACACCGUCCGAGUUCUGAAGCAAUCAGAAACACAGAAGUCUCUCGAAGCCUCUUCGGGUCACUCUAAGACUUCACGUGGAGAUCUCUCGCAGCUUAUCAGCCCUAUAGCCGGCCAAGUCGUCGAGUUCCUGAUAGAAGAGGGAGAAUCGGUUGCCGAAGGGGAUGCCGUUCUCAUAAUCCGCCAAAUGAAAAUGGAGCUAGAAGUGAGGGCGCAUCGGUCCGGGAUCGUGCGAUCGCUCAUUGAUCUUGACGAAGGAGACAAAAUUGCCGUGGGCACUGCUAUUUGCAGUAUUGCUCCGGCAGACCGGGAGAAACUAUGA